This is a messenger RNA of Acanthamoeba castellanii str. Neff, 354 nucleotides long. RefSeq lists its product as uncharacterized. The transcript has 4 exons. The coding region runs from base 1 to 354 and encodes 117 amino acids. Lineage: Eukaryota; Discosea; Longamoebia; Acanthamoebidae. The record is from RefSeq and is a predicted model, not a curated record.
AUGGACGCUCCUCUCCACUUCAAGGUCGAGACCUACGAGGACCGCGGCAAUCAUCCUUGGGUGCGCAAAAACUACGAGCUUGACGUGCCACGGACGGCAACGGUGCGCGAGGCGCUCGCUCUGUUCCGUGCGAAUGGUGCCCCGAGCUGGAUGAGCGACCAGAAGCUCGCUCAAGAGCUUGGCCUGCACAUUCCUCGCUCGCUCUCUUCGCGUCCGUCGCUAUCGCCGGGGGUUGACGACUCACCACCCAUCGCAGACGACGUGCUCGACAGCAAGGUCGUCGACUGUGGCUUGUGUGAGCGUAAGUUCACCUUCAGUAGCAACCGGCCCAGAGGCUUUGGUGUUUACGACUAG